AUGCACAAGUUGUUGACAGCAGCCCAACUUGACUUUAUAACAUAUUCCUUUAUCGAUGGUAAGCGAGGAGUUUUAGCUUCCCAGACGCUAACCUAUCUCCCGUUCGCCAAUGUCAGGCGUCCUCCCUCUUUAUCGAGGGGGUCAGACGAUUUCUACCCGUACGGCGCUACGGGAUUUUUCGUCUGGCCGUUUUCCCCACACGGAGCCGCUUGCAUGCACAUGUGCAAAACAACUCGUAGUUUUAAACACCUCGCUGGCAAAGCGAUUUAUUCUACGUUUAAAUUACAGGACAAUAGAAAGCAUUUGACGCUAAUAUUAAAUAAAGAAUCAUCGAG
Paraglomus occultum is the source of this 335-nucleotide messenger RNA. The record is from the annotation of a GenBank genome assembly. NCBI's taxonomy places the organism in Eukaryota, Fungi, Glomeromycota, Glomeromycetes, Paraglomerales, Paraglomeraceae.